This is a messenger RNA of Cyphellophora attinorum, 879 nucleotides long. RefSeq lists its product as uncharacterized. The record is from RefSeq and is a predicted model, not a curated record. The transcript has a single exon. Gene Ontology annotation, cellular component: plasma membrane; endoplasmic reticulum membrane. Gene Ontology annotation, biological process: endoplasmic reticulum membrane organization. The coding region runs from base 1 to 879 and encodes 292 amino acids. Lineage: Eukaryota; Fungi; Ascomycota; Eurotiomycetes; Chaetothyriales; Cyphellophoraceae.
AUGGCACUCGAAAUCGAUGACACACACCUCGGCUUCUUGAGACCGACCCAUCGCCAAGUAACCGAGUGGCUCAAACUCACAAACAACAGUCAAUCGGUAGUCGCAUUCAACACUCUCUCACUCCCUUCCAAAGAAUUCUUCAUGCACCCAACUUCUGGUCUGAUCCGGCCCAACAGCACUAUCGACAUACAUGUUACACUCCCAGUGGAAGAAGACGAGCCUCGUGCCUACAGAUGCCGCCACCAGUUCCGCGUCUAUUUCUGGGACCUCGAAGGCUCUCCUGUGGUCGAUGGCUCUAUCUUCGCAUCGUGGUCAUGGAAUAAGAUCAUGGCUAGAGGGGUCAUGAAAGAACACAGAAUUCACAUUACAUUCGGCACUGCCCACGCCAUGUCUAACAAGACUGGAAAGGUGGAGAUGGAGCCCUACUCUUACACUGCGCAUCUAUCGCCACAUCAAAUUCGUGCACUGGCGUUCGUCGAGACGUCCACUGUGGUCGAGGAAACGGGUCCCGCAGCUGAUGCUACGGGUGCGGAAGCGUCACUGGCCCAGGCAGAAGGUCUCACAGAGGCUCAAAAGGCGGAGAGACGGGACAUGAAGGAGAGGAUAAGCGACGUCGAGAUCAGGCGGGCGGCGAAUUCCAGGAAGAUUAAACAGCUGAGGAUGAGAGGAAUUUGGCUUGAGAAGGACAGGGGCUCACUCCAGCCGUGGUCUCCUGGAGCGAAGCUGAUCGAGGCCGGGGAGGAGGAGAACCGCAGAGAGCUUAAGGAACUCAGAACAACAGAGUAUCAGCUCGAGGCCGAAGGACGAGAGCUCGAAAGAGCCCUCUUUCGAUGGGCUGCACAGAUUGUCCAAAGCCGAGUAUCGGGGAACGCUGAAUGA